Molecule: messenger RNA, 538 nt
Organism: Pseudophryne corroboree (corroboree frog)
Lineage: Eukaryota; Metazoa; Chordata; Amphibia; Anura; Myobatrachidae
Product: cytochrome c oxidase subunit 5B, mitochondrial-like
Exons: 4
Coding region: 68-463 (131 amino acids)
Biological process (GO): mitochondrial electron transport, cytochrome c to oxygen
Cellular component (GO): mitochondrial envelope
Source: RefSeq, a predicted model, not a curated record
AGCAGCUGACACGGCGCAGAGCCAGCCCUCCGGACACCCUGCACUUGGCGGCGCAUACGGCAGAGAAAUGGCUUCUUGGAGACUCUGCCAGCUGGUCCUUCGCGCUGUACCCCGGGCACAAGCAGCAGCGGCUGCCCCCCGGGCCAUGUAUGUCAGCAGAGCGAUGAGCUCCGGAGGCGGUAUUCCCACUGACGAGCAGCAGGCAACUGGACUUGAGAGAAAAAUCCUCGAAGCUCUGAAGAAAGGAGAGGAUCCUUACAACAUAUUAAAGCCAAAGUCCUAUUCUGGAACGAAGGAUAAUCCACAUAUUGUGCCGUCAGUCAACAAACAAAGACUUGUGGGUUGCAUAUGUGAAGAAGACAAUUCUCAGGUCAUUUGGUUUUGGAUCCACGAAGGCCAUGUGCACCGCUGUCCUGAGUGUGGCGCUCACUACAAACUUGUACCUUAUGAGCUGCCACACUGAUUGCUUGCAGUGACCAUGCAUACCACUUACUGACCCUAAAAAAUGCUUAAUACAUUUUUGACCUAUUGAUUGUAA